AUCGAAUAGUUGCGAAGAGAGUUGCGAACUACAACAGAUGAGGAGGAGCAUGAAGAAGCACCCACCUGCUGCAGGAACGAAGCGGCGUCGGGUUAGUAACAGUUUCGCCAAAUCUAGUAGUUGGCUACAAGAAGAAGACAAAUCACGAGAACAUUUGUCAUCUGAAUCACAAGUGGCAAACGUGAAGAAAGGUCGGUCCGCAUCUAUUGUGGAGAUGGGCGCCGGUCUAGGCUAUUGGGCGGCAUUUUUGGAUAACUGCUUUGACGCCAAAGCUGCAAGGCGACCCUCCUCUUCGUCGAGAAUAACUGUUCGGGCUUUCGACGUCAUGCCUCAUGAAGGUGGGCGCAACUUAUUCAAAAACGAACUUGGUUGUACCAGAACCAGUUCUACUCUCUCAUUCUCUUCCAGCAGCAAGACGUCCGCUCCCGGCGCACUUUCUGGCACGAUCAGAAGGAUUGUCGAGCGAUGUCGCGAAAAGCUUACUGACGACACGACUGCGAAAGAAGCUCUCGCGUCUGCGAAUGCACUCCUUCUGUCUUUUCCUCCGCCUGGAGAAACCAUGGCCAGCGAUGCGCUCAGCUUUUUUCGUGGAGACCUACUAGUGUAUGUCGGCGAGUGGGCGACUGGGAUGACAGCCGACGCGGCGUUUCAUGAGUCGAUAAUCCAAGACUUUGAUUUUAUGGAAACGGUGCCACUACCACAGUGGGCGACGACAUGCUACGCGAUGUUUCUCUUUCGCAGAAAAAGAACCCCAUCUUCUGGUGUGCGAAAUGAUAACGAAAUGAAUCAAACUCCGAACAUGACGCAAAAUAAAGAGCCGCAGCGCACUGGAACUUGCUCGAUAUUGGAGCGCUCUAUAGCUUUCAAGCCCACGACGACUAGUGCUAGUUCAUCUUCGGCUUCUCUUGAAAGCGCGACUAGUAGCAACAAGAAAAAGAAGGCUGCAAAAACUUCUGUACUUACAACAAGACCCACAAACCCUAGAAAAGCGGCGCUUUCUUGCUGGGUAUGCACUUCCUGCGGAUCACGUGAUUUAUCAUGUGGUGCUUCAUCUAGGAAUAGUAAGACGUUGUCGCGCUUUACAGCGGGCAAUAGAUCUUUAGUGGCUUGUAGUGAGCAAUGUCAAUCGAGGCUGCUACGAGAAGAUCUUUUCACAACGUUUUACUUCGGGAAACAGUUUGGAUUGUCAUCUGUUGGAGCUCGCUCCGAAACUGAAAGGAGAUCUACUACAUCUGCUAUUUCGAAGGUGAGUGGAGUUGGAGCUAGAGAGGAAGACUCUGCCACCGAAGCAUAUGAAGCUGCCGAUAGCAGGAAUGUGAACAAGCAGAAAGACGCGAAGAUGUGGGAGCCGCUUGCAUUCACAGACUACGAUGAGGAGAGGGCUUACAAUGCGUUAGCACUUGCAACACCAAAGGCAUAGUAAUUAAAAAAAGCUGAGGAUCAUGUUUACAAUAUAAUGCAAAUGUCCCUGAAGAUGUCCUGCUAUCGCGAGCGAAUCGCAGUCUCGCAUGAUUACUAUGUGCUGUACCGGUAUAGCUCAAUUUCUUCAGUGGAGCCAGCCCAUUACCAUCUGGCAUUUGAGAAAAAAAUGCAGAAACAUUGACACGUUAGAUUUCACUAUUCUAUGACACCCCACUAGCACUAUUUUCCACAUCUUCAAGAAGAACGUGAUGUUCAUCUUGUCUUUUCGCUGGAAUUUUCUUAUUGAUUCCAAUGUGAGUGUUCUACCUGCUCUACACUUUCGCAGAAUCUUGAUGACACAAAGCGCUGCAGCACUAACUUUGCUCGAGCCAAUUGCGUACGGGCAUGUAGAGUAGCUCUACGGGUACUACACCCUCUUCUUCUUGAUGAAAAGAUUGGAUGACAAUGAAAAUCACAAUUUCAGACUGAGUGCUUUUCUUGUUCGAGAAUAUUUUCGUAGAUGAAGGAACUAAUGACCAUUUUGACCUUCACCAGCAUCAAAAAAAUGAAUGCUGGAGAUCAAUGUUUAUCCUAGAAGUGGUCUCGCUGCAUCCGCAAAUCAGAUUAUUGUCACUCUUCUAAUGUGGGAAAGUCCGUCAAUUGGAAUUGAUUCACAUUCGUGAACUUUUGACAAUCAAUGUUAGCAAAAUUGUUGUUCAUCAACAACACGAAGAACUUGGUAUAGCUAUUGUGCACCUCCUAGUUGUGCAAACGGAAGGCGAAAAUUUGGCCCUAGGUCGACGAGAAGAACAACGUCGAUUACUACACGAAGAGGUGAUGCAAGGAGAAUAGUAUCCACCUCUUCGCAGUUCACCAAACCUUGUGAUUUUCGUUCUGAGAUCUUCUCAACGCUGAACGUUUGGAAUUGAAAAUCAUACUUUCCCCGACCCGUCUUCUGGAUAAUGAUGGUCAUGGUAGUGCCUUUUCAUCUACAAUUGGUCCUUGUGGUGCAACAUUUCGUGCAUACUACAUGAUACAGUUUCUGAUGUUGUAGAUUCAUUGAGUUUGUUUUUCAUGAUUGACUCAGAUAGGAAAUAAGAUGAAGAUUGAAGAUGACCUUGUUCUUCAUGAUCGAUACCCAGGUUCACACGCCACAAAUGCGCUCAGUUGGCUAUAUCCCUAUGGUUUAGACAUCACACUUAUAGUCAGCUUCUAACACUACAAGCAUAACGGCUACGAAAUCAUCUUCUAGAAGUCGUUAUUAAUCUUCA
Messenger RNA from Amoebophrya sp. A25, 2672 nucleotides. Lineage: Eukaryota; Dinophyceae; Syndiniales; Amoebophryaceae. The record is from the annotation of a GenBank genome assembly.